Molecule: messenger RNA, 1492 nt
Organism: Diachasmimorpha longicaudata
Lineage: Eukaryota; Metazoa; Arthropoda; Insecta; Hymenoptera; Braconidae
Product: kynurenine/alpha-aminoadipate aminotransferase, mitochondrial-like
Exons: 8
Coding region: 95-1336 (413 amino acids)
Biological process (GO): biosynthetic process
Molecular function (GO): transaminase activity; pyridoxal phosphate binding
Source: RefSeq, a predicted model, not a curated record
CUCGCAGUUCGAUAAAUCGCGUCAUUCUUCAGUCAUCUCCAGGUCUCGAAAGAGACUGGUAACGUAGAUCUUGUGGUCUCCGCGACAAAUUAAAAUGGAUUACACGAAAUUUUUUGCGAGAAGAACUCAUUUCCGAAGAGAUAAUCUCAUCAGGCGAUUGACGAAGUUGUACUUGCAAAAUCCUGGCUCGAUUAAUCUGGCGUCUGGUAUGCCCAAUUCCGCGAUGUUUCCAUUUCAAAAUUUAUCAGUCGAGUGUGGAGAUAAAACGAUAAGCUUAUCGCCAAAAGAAAUGGGAGAUGGACUGCAGUACGGACCAUCUCAAGGAUAUUUUCCUUUGGUUAACAAAUGGAAAGACUUCCAAACCCGGUGGCACAGUCCGCCAUUCAAGAACUGGGACGUCGCUGUUGUCCCUGGGUCCCAGGACGGAUUUUACAAGAUCCUCGAUAUGAUGAUCGACGAGGGCGAUCCUAUUAUGGUGCAGGCACCUGCCUACGCCGGGACCAUAGCUGCAGUGCACGCCAUGCGGCCAGAGUACAUUGGAAUUCCCCAGGACGCCGAUGGGGUCAUUCCGGAGGAAAUCGAGAAAAUUUGUAGCUCGCGAUUGAAGAAAAACCUGACAUUACCGAAAGCCCUGUGCGUGAACCCCACUGGUGCGAACCCAACGGGCUCCGUCCUCACGACAGACCGAAAGAAAAGUAUCUACAAACUCGCGCAGAAGUACGACUUCCUCAUCAUCGAGGAUGAUGCGUACUAUUUCGUUCAUUUUCUCGAUCGCCAGCCCCCAUCUUUCCUAUCCAUGGACACCGAUGGACGGGUCAUUCGGCUGGAUUCAUUCAGCAAAGUUGUCAGCUCUGGACUACGACUGGGAGUGGUGACAGCAGGUCAGGAGAUCAUAGACAAGGUGAUCGUGAGCUUGCAGAAUACAGUCCUUCAUGCUUCUUCGUUGUCGCAGAUAUUGAUGUUCAAGCUUCUGGAGAGCUGGUCCCCAGAAGAGUUUGACACGCACAUCGCAAAAGUUCAGAAUUUCUAUAGGUCUCAACGUGACAUGAUGGUCAGAUCUGUGGAGGAACAUCUGAAAGGUGUGGCAGAAUGGUCAGUCCCCAAGGCCGGUAUGUUCGUCUGGAUAAAACUCAAAACGAAGGACAAUGCUUUAGAUCUAAUCAUGGAGAAAUUAAUUCCCAACGGGGUGUUCAUCAUUCCUGGAAGUGCCUUCGAUUACGACGAGUAUCAGGAGGAUAACCACCUGCGCUUGUGCUACAGCUUCUCCACGGAGGAAGAAGUCGACAAGGCAAUGAGAAUUCUUUCAAAAUGUCUGCGCCAACAAGGGAUGGAGUAAAAUAGGGAUGCUCGCGGUUCAAAAUCUGGAGAAUUAAUUAACAGACACAUCGAUCGAUCACUUUACUAUCGGAUAUUGUGAUAAAAUGGAGUUUUUAACAGUAAAAAUAAAGAAAAUAGAGAAAGAAUGACUACAAGUUUUUUAAAUGAUUACGAG